AUGGCGGAGUCGGGUUCCAAGGACACCGCAAAAGCCGAGCCGCGGCUUGAUGCCCUCGGCAUCUUCUGGAUGGUCUUCACCUUCGCCUGGACCUUCAUGCUUGCCGGCGGGAUGUACUUUCUAUGGCGUCGUCGCAAUAUGCCCUUGUUAAGAAUCCGAGGCCUGCCGCUGUCCUUUACUGCCAUCAUCCUCCUCCACCUCUACUGGGGUGCCGUCCAAACCGCUUACGUCUGGUUCCCUCUAGCCACACCCCAGGUCGAAUACUGGGUCAUGAGCACCUAUCUGCCCUUCGGCAUUGCUCUGUUUCACGCUUCCAACAGCCGAUUCCUCCAUGUAGCCAAGACCCAGAAGGAGCUCUUCGCCGCAAGCUCACACGAGAAGCCCCGCCGAUCCAAGUCCGGCCCGAAGGGUCGCUUCCAAACACUCGAUUACACCAAGAAGAUCCUUGUCCUUGUCGGUCUCGGCAUGACCUUCCAGCUUUUCCUUACAAUCUUUAUGUUUCUUAUCUCGCGAAAGUUCCACCCUUCCUUUGGCAUCCCCGGCACUGAAGUCACCGGCACUGAGGACUACCAAAAGUCUCAGAUGGGCCGCGGCUGGGAAUGGUGGCCGUCCGUCUUCUGGCAGUUCUUCUGGGCAUGGAUCGUUGCCCCCUAUAUUCUGUGGAAUCUUCAUGCUACCCCUAUGUGGCUGAUUGCUUUGUAUGUUCCUGGCAUGGCUCCCGUCAACCACGUCUGGGUUCCUCCCCAAUGGAUUGCCCUCUCAAUCAUAUUACUUGAGAUCUUUACCGUCUUCUUUCCUUGCUAUGAGGUUAUCCAGCACCAGACCCUGCGACAGGAGACCCUUGACUCUAUCGCCCAAUGGCAGCUCAAUAAGAGAGUUGUCGAUAGGGGUGCCAGGUCAAUGGUCACUGGAUCAGCCACCGUUGCCGACUCCGCCUUGACUUCCUGGUCCAAGGACAGCAAGAGCAGUGGCUCCGGCGAGAGUAUUCUUACUAUGGAGGCCCUGGAGUACGUCCUUAAACGAGACCCCGAGCCACUACAGCAAUUUUCCGCCCUCCGAGAUUUCUCUGGUGAGAACAUCGCCUUCUUAAGAGCCGUCGCUGAGUGGAAGUCCUCGCUGCCCGCUGCCGUCCGCGAUCCCGAGAAGAUCAAGGAUGCCUCCAUCCAGGAGCUCGUCCGCGAACGAUACAACAGCGCCCUCCGCAUCUACACUAACUUCGUCAGUUCCUACGACGCCAAGUUCCAGAUCAAUCUAUCUUCUCAAGACCUCCGAAAGUUGGAAGUUGUCUUCGAGAGCUCGGCCCGUAUCCUUUACGGCGAGGAGCGCCAGAUCGACCCUGCCACGCCCUUCGACUCGUUCCAGAUGACCUUAACAAAGACCAAGUCGUCUGCGGCGUCGGCUCACGGCUCCGAGACGGGCAUCAUGCAGACUGAGUCGAUCAACAACGACUCGGGGUCCAUCAGCGACAAGGCUCUCUACUGGGGGGAUAUCCCCGAGGGCUUCAACGCCACCAUCUUUGACGAUGCUGAAGGAAGCAUCAAAUACCUCGUCCUGACCAACACGUGGCCCAAGUUUGUUAAGGACCGGCGAUGCUCGACCGACUCUAACGAUACCCUCGAGGCUGGAAACGGUAUUCCCGCGGCUCGUUGA
Messenger RNA from Fusarium vanettenii 77-13-4, 1650 nucleotides. RefSeq lists its product as uncharacterized. The record is from RefSeq and is a predicted model, not a curated record. NCBI's taxonomy places the organism in Eukaryota, Fungi, Ascomycota, Sordariomycetes, Hypocreales, Nectriaceae. Bases 1 to 1650 code for a protein of 549 amino acids. The transcript has 5 exons.